This is a messenger RNA of Vanrija pseudolonga, 1834 nucleotides long. RefSeq lists its product as uncharacterized. The transcript is spliced from 3 exons. The record is from RefSeq and is a predicted model, not a curated record. The coding region runs from base 680 to 1735 and encodes 351 amino acids. Lineage: Eukaryota; Fungi; Basidiomycota; Tremellomycetes; Trichosporonales; Trichosporonaceae.
CAUUAUUCAACGAUUGAUUCACAACACACGCAGUCACCGACGACAACGACUGCUGCUGCUACAAGCAAUCACCGCACUACGCUGGCCCGCACGACCGUGACUUGCGCACCGCCACGCCCGCCCAGCCAGCCGCACUGCCGCGCCAGGGCUCCACCACGCGAAAGAACGACGACAGAGCAAGGACGCGGUGCCCUGACCCCCGUCGGCCCUCACCAUCUACUGCUGCUGCCCAACGCCAAGGCUUGAAAGUGGCUUGAGGGGCUCGCUCUCCCUCCUCCCUCCUCUCUCGCGCUCUCAUCUUGCUUCUUCCUUCUUCGCUCACCACCGAACAACAACAUAUUGUUAACGCGCGCCCGCCCAGUCCUCGUGCGACAUCGCUUCCCUCCUCGUCACCUCGCACGACUCCACUCGCCCAUCGCAACCCAUCGACUCACCACCCCGGCGCGUCAACCACACAGACGCCCGUUUCGACGUCGGUACCGUGCACCCACCCUUUGUCGACCUGCAUCCAAAGCAUCUCGGCGGCCGGCCUUUGGCGAGAACCACCACCACCACCACAAUCCACGCCACCUUAGCGUGCACCGACUGCUCGCAGUCGACCCAUCUGCGCGACUCUUAGUCAAGACUCUAGCAACAGACACGACCAAUCUCACACACUCACACGCACACCGUCCUUACCAUGUUCUCGUCUCUCAUCGCCGCGGCGGUUCUCCUCCCCGCUGUGGCCAACGCCGCUGGCAAGUCAACAAUCGACCAGAUUGCGGCCAAGUACGGCCUGAGCACAAACUACAACUUCACGCAGCCUACGGAUGCCUUGAAUAGCCAGGCGGCGCAGAAAUUCCUCGUCAGCAACUGGGCGCUCAACGGAGAUCACAUCGACUUUGGCCUUAAUGACAUCUCGUUCGUCAAGGACCCAGCAGGUGACGCCGGCAACGCGGUUCUCUCCAUCAACUACCCCAAGGGCUCGUACUCUGGCCAGACCGGCGGUACCCAGUUCUAUGCCCAGCCUCUGAAUGCCUCGUCGUCGACACCACACCUUGCGGGCAACGCGUCGAGUGACGGCCAGUUUGAGCGCAUGCUGCUCGCGUACGACAUCUACUUUGACCAGGGCUUCCAGUGGAACCUUGGAGGCAAGCUCCCCGGCCUUCGUGGUGGCCCAGAUGUCUGGGGCUGCUCGGGUGGCCACCAGUCGGACGGCAAGAGCUGCUUCUCGACGCGUCUCAUGUGGCGGACAAGCGGCAACGGCGAGGUCUACGCAUACAUCCCGACGACAAUGAAGAACUUUUGCACGCAAAACUCUUACAUCAUCUGCAACAGCGACUUUGGUACCUCGAUUGAGCGUAGCUCGUUCGGUUUCCAGAGUGGCAAGUGGCAGACCAUUUGGCUCUAUGUUGCCCUGAACGAGGUUGGCAUCGCCAACGGCGAGGUGUCGAUCUGGUACAACGGCGUGAACGCGUUCUCGCUCACCAACCUCGAGCUCCGUGCGUCUGGCAGCAUCGAGUCGAUCGGUGGCCUGUACUUCUCGACCUUCUUUGGCGGCUACGACUCGUCAUGGGCGUCGCCUUCGAGCCAGAACUCGUACUACCGCAACAUCAGAAUGAUUGGCGGCCUUGGUGCUGCCAACGGCACUGGCCAGCCGUCGGCCGCACCCACGACCAUCGCGUCGCCAACAUUGGGAGUUGUUUGUGGCGCUGCGCUCGUCUCGGUUCUCGGCCUCGCCUCGUACCUCUUCUAGGCCUUCACCUUCAUUUAGAAUUUCAUUGAUACCCGCUCUUUGAUAGAGAAUACCAUUUGUCACGCUGUAGCCUCAUUAUGUGAUCUAGCAUUGAUGUCC